AUGUGCUCUCUCUCGCGCACUCUCUUGCGCAUUCCCUCUGUCACACGCUCUUUCUUGCGCACUCCCACGCGCUCUCUUACGCGCACUCCCACGCGCUCUCUUACGCGCUCUCUGACGCACUCCCUCACGCGCUCUCUCACGCGCUCUCUCAUGCGCUCUCUCACGCGCUCUCUCACGCGCACUCUCACGGGCACUCGCUCUCUCACGCGCUCCCUCACGCGCUCUCUCAUGCGCUCUCUCACGCACUCUCUAACGCACUCUCUCACGCGCUCUCUGACACGUGCUCUCUCACGCGCUCUCUCACGCGCUCUCUCUCGCGCUCUCUCAUGCGCACUCUCACGCGCACUCGCUCUCUCACGCGCUCCCUCACGCGCUCUCUCACACACUCUCUCAUGCGCUCUCUCACGCGCACUUUCACAUGCACUCCCACCCUCUCUCACACGCUCCCUCACGCGCUCUCUCACGCACUCUCACGCGCUCUCUCGCGUGCUCCCUCACGCACUCUUAUGCGCUCUCGCAUGCGCACUCUCACGCGCUCUCUCACAUGCUCUCUCACGCAAUCUCUCAUGCGCUCUCUCACGGGCUCUCACGCAUUCCGACGCACUCCCUCUCGCGCACUCUCUUGCGCAUUCUCUCUCUCACGCGCUCUCUCAUGCACACUCUCUCGCACACUCUCAUGCGCUCUCUCACGCACACCCUCAUGCGCACUCUCAGGCACACUCUUACGCACUACCUCUUGCGCUCACUCUCUCGCACUCUCACACGCAUUGUCUCUCUCACGCGCUCUCUCACGCACUCUCUCAUGCGCACCGUCACACGCUCUCUCACGCGUUCUCUCACGCGCUCUCUCACGCGCUCUCUCACGCGCUCUCUCACGCGCUCUCUCUCUCUCGCACUCUCACGCAAUCUCUCACUCUCACGCACACUCUCAUGCACUCUCUCAUGCGCUCUCUCUCACGCACUCACUCACGCGCUCUCUCACGCGCUCUCUCACGCGCACCCUCAUGCCCACUCUCAAGCACACUCUCUCGCGCUCUCUCUCUCGCACUCUCACGCGCAUUCUCUCUCUCACGCGCUCUCUGA
Messenger RNA from Closterium sp. NIES-65, 1083 nucleotides. Lineage: Eukaryota; Viridiplantae; Streptophyta; Zygnematophyceae; Desmidiales; Closteriaceae. The record is from the annotation of a GenBank genome assembly.